Molecule: messenger RNA, 1308 nt
Organism: Hypoxylon fragiforme
Lineage: Eukaryota; Fungi; Ascomycota; Sordariomycetes; Xylariales; Hypoxylaceae
Product: cytochrome P450
Exons: 5
Coding region: 1-1308 (435 amino acids)
Molecular function (GO): monooxygenase activity; heme binding; iron ion binding
Source: RefSeq, a predicted model, not a curated record
AUGACGGGCCUUUCUCCUUCCUCCAUUGCGGUCCUGGUAGUGGUAAUCGCCAUUAUUGUGAAGACAUUGCUAUCGCGCCGACAAUACAAGGCAAAGUACAAGCUGCCGCCGGCGAUUCCGGGAUGGCCUAUCAUUGGCAACACGCUGGGUGUGCCGUUCCCAGCUGGGGUGUGGGGCCAUGAGAUGGCGAAGAAGUACGGCGAGAUGUUCACAUGUCGUCUUGGUGGGAAAAGCAUAAUUUAUCUAAACUCAGCUCGCGUGGUGACGGAUCUCCUCGGGAAGCGAGCGAGCGUCUACUCCUCACAUCCCUACAAACCAAUAGCCCAGGACAUCGCCUCAGACGGCUCCCGCAUGCUGCUGAUUGGCUACACCGACCAGUGGCGCAGCCAGCGCAAGAUCAUGCACUCGAUCCUGAACGGCCAGCAGGCCGAGACCAAGUUCAUCCCGUUCCAGGAGCUCGAGGCGAAGCACCUGCUGUGGGAUUACCUCCACACGCCAGACCAGUUCUACACGGCGAACCAGCGUUUCCCUGACUCGGUGAUCAUGAGUGUAAUCUUUGGACGAAGGGCACAGCUGGGGGACGAGCAGCUCACGAAAAUGCUCAAUAUCGUCAAGGAGUUUGCCGAGCUCCUUUUCAGCGCGACGAAAAAGCAAUGCAAUUUGUUCCCCUGGCUGGCGCGUCUGCCGAAGCCGCUGCAGUGGUGGCGGCCUUACGGCGAAGACUUUCUGAGGCGCGCUCUAGCUAUCUAUCAACGCGAGGUCGACAACCUCCUAGACAGGACGAGCAAGAACACCGCCAAGCCAUGCUUCGCAGCCGCGCUCAUCGAAGGCUCAUCGAAGAAAGAGUUCCAGCUCGCAGAAACAGAGAAACUAAUGAUCUACAGCAUGCUCCUCGAAGCCGGGAGCGACACCUCGCGCACCGCCAUCACACAACUAAUCGCCGGCGCAGCCGCGUGCCCCGAAUGUACACGCACGCACCGCGCGCCUCUCCUGCUUCGCCGACCGCGACCGCCUCCCAUGGGCGUGUCGGCAGAACGUAUACAGGACGAUGCGUAUGAAGGGUGUAGGUUCCCGGCGGGCACGCUGUUCACGUGGAAUGCGUACGCGCUGGCGUUGAAUGAGGAGGAUUAUGAGGACGCGGCGAGCAUGACUGACAUUGAGCGAACCAAGGAUAGUCCGAUUGAUAGGAUGAACUCGGACUGGGACUCGGUGGAGAAACCGCUGUUUGGGGUGAAGAUCAAAGUGCGCAGUCCAGCGCAUGCUGAGCUUAUUAAACAGGUUGGGAUAGAGACGAUUAAUGCGGACUAG